CACAUCCAUCCCGGUUAUGAGUUGGGCCUUGUAGUUGCGAUCCACGCCCACAAGUCACAAGACUGGCCGAGAACGUAAUAGACAUGGACGUAUCCGCUCUUGUUCUCCAACGCAGUGUAAGGGAAAGAAGAUCAAGGCUCUAAGGUUGAAGCCCCGGGAGAAUCUGGAUUUAUUGAUUUUCUUAGUUCAGAUCGUUGGUUUCAUCAAGACGAUUCACUGGAGAACGGAUACAUUUCCUUUAGUAAUCCUCAACAAAAACAUCAAGUUCAAUCAUUGUCAGGCUAUGGACAUCUUGAUAAUCGAAGGUUCAAUGGCCCUUCUCGUCCGAUGGAAGGAUGCCCGGAGGAGAUUGCAAAGCUUGGUGAGAUCCAAACUGGUGUUCAAGAUGUGGAACCCAAGAAGUACCCACUUUCUCUAGCAUCAAUGGAGCUUCUUAAAAGUCACGGCAGCGGGUUGAAUGGAGAGAGAAUACAUGAGCCAAGACUAGAACCAUUAUCCAUGAAGGAGCCAACUACUAGACUGUCAACUGAAGAUAUCAUGCGGAUUGCUGGACAAAGAUUUAUUCAGUCUUCUUCCCAGGAAGUUGAUGUCAUGCCCAUGCUUGGCUAUCCUUUCGAUCUUUCUUUCUCUGGACUUUCCAGUGAGGAAAUAGAAGAUAUAGAGCUUGUUGAUAUCCUUCUUGCUUCUGCAGAGAAAGUCAGCAAAAGAGAAUUUGAACGUGCUGGCAGAUUGCUCAGGCAAUGUGAUUGGGUUUCUUCCAAAACUGGAAAUCCUGUUCAAAGAGUAGUUUACCAUUUUUCUGAAGCUCUUCAUGUGAAGAUUGAUCGAGGGUCAAUGGGCUCAGGGAAUAAGGUUUCAACGAAGGACAUUUUUGAAGUGGUUAUGCGUCCUAGCUCUGUCGCCGUAGCUUACCGCCAACAAGUUCCAUUCUGUCAGGUUGAACAAUUUGCUGGAAUCCAAGCAAUUGUAGAAAACGUGGCCGAGGCAAAGAAAGUCCACAUAAUUGAUCUCGGCCUUAAGUAUGGAGUGCAAUGGACUGCUUUGAUGCAAGCACUUGCAACUCGACACGAAUGCCCCCUUGAGCUUCUCAAGAUAACUGCUGUGGGAACGUCUUCAAAGGAAAUUGAGGACUCAGGUAAAUGGUUAGUGGGUUUUGCCCAAAACAUUAACUUGCCUUUCUCUUUCAUGGUUGCUUCAAUAUCAGAUGUGCUUGACCUCAAAAAAGAUCAGUUUAAGCUUGAUGAUGAGGAAGCAACUGCUGUCUACUGUGAAUUUUUCUUGUGGACCAUGAUUGGACAGCCAGGUCUCCUGGAUUCUUUAAUGGGAGUCAUCAGAAAGAUCAAGCCUUGUAUAAUGGUGGUCAUUGAAGUUGAGUCAAAUAUCAAUUCACCAGAUUUUGUGAGCCGUUUUAUAGAGGAUCUUUUCUAUGCUGGUGCUUAUUUUGAUUGUUUUGAGGCUUGCAUGGAAAGGGAUGCUAUAAACAGAUUUAUUCUAGAGUCCAUCUUUGGUCAAGCAAUGAAAAAUAUUAUUGUGUCUGAGGGAGAGGAACGGAGAGUCCGACAUGUAAAGAUUGAUGUUUGGAGGGCUUUUUUCUCCCGUUUUGGGAUGGAGGAGACAUAUCUUAGCAUGUCUUCCUUGUUCCAAGCAGAUCAGAUGGUCAAGAAUUUUGGUCGUGAGAAAUCUUGUACACUUGAUAUGAAUGGAAAAUCCCUAAUUAUUGGGUGGAAGGGAACACAACUUCAUUCGCUUUCAAUUUGGAAGUUCCUUUGACAGACAAGUUGAAAUACGGAUUUGCAUACAGUACCGAGUUUAGGCUCUAUGCUGAUUUUUUCAUCUAUAUCGUUUCCAAUAAGUUUUUGUUAAUAAAUCUGAACGCGGGAUAAUAAGCUGUACAGUUGCUUUUGAUAGGUUGAUCAAAAGCAAUUGUGCACUAAACACCGUUCCUUUUCUAGUCUUUUGUUGCAUGAUUGCAUCACUACUGUUAUUCAUGUGCUUUUAUUAAAUUGCAGAAUGGUGAGUUUCGCCCAAAAUGAUUAUAUAUUGACUAUCAUUUUUAUGUUGAUCCAAAGAACCUGUAUAAGCAACCUUUUGUCUUUUCAAAACUUUCGCCUUCGUAUUUCUGUGAAAAUAGUAUGAUGGAAAUGUGUAAUGGUAGCAUAUGACUCUAAGAAUGCAAGUGCUAUAAUGACUCUGUUUCUUGAGUUUUUUUAGUAAAUUUUGAAAACAUUGUAUUUCAAUUGCAUUAUCUUUUCUCUCCAUCUACGGUCUCAAUUUAUAAUCAUUGACAUAUUUUGUUUGGGCAAAGACU
Molecule: messenger RNA, 2308 nt
Organism: Tripterygium wilfordii
Lineage: Eukaryota; Viridiplantae; Streptophyta; Magnoliopsida; Celastrales; Celastraceae
Product: DELLA protein RGL1-like
Exons: 2
Coding region: 328-1770 (480 amino acids)
Biological process (GO): regulation of DNA-templated transcription
Cellular component (GO): nucleus
Molecular function (GO): DNA-binding transcription factor activity; sequence-specific DNA binding
Source: RefSeq, a predicted model, not a curated record